Temnothorax curvispinosus is the source of this 1146-nucleotide messenger RNA. RefSeq lists its product as uncharacterized. The annotation marks the transcript as partial. The record is from RefSeq and is a predicted model, not a curated record. The transcript has a single exon. NCBI's taxonomy places the organism in Eukaryota, Metazoa, Arthropoda, Insecta, Hymenoptera, Formicidae.
AUGCCCGUCUCGAUCUCCGCAAUCGGAGGCGUCGACGCCGGAACAUGUCGAUACACGGCCGAAAUUCAGAUCUCGCCGAUCGGCCAAACUUCUCUCGCGUUCAAGACCACUGCGUCCGUCAUGACAAGUUUAACGAAAUACACUCCGUCGCCCGUAACGUCGCCCGUCCAAUGGAGCCAUGUAGCCGAUCUCGCGCUCGCGGAUCCGGAUCCUACGAACUCGGACCCCAUUGACAUACUCAUCGGUGCCGACCUGUACGGCGAUUUGCUGCUCGACGGCAUUCGAAAGGGCUCCCGCGAUCAACCCCUCGCGCAGAAUACCGUUCUCGGUUGGGUGCUGUCCGGCCCCGCGGCUGACCCACAAGCUCGUCCUCGAACAGUCACGGCUCAGCACUGUUCUAAUACCCCGUCUCUCGACGAGGAACUCCGACGCUUCUGGGAAAUUGAAGAAAUCCCUCGCGCCAUUCCACUGAGUCCGGAGGAGCAACAAUGCGAAGAUCACUUCCUCGCCACUCAUUGGCGACGCUCCGACGGACGAUACGUGAUUCGCUUUCCGUUCAAAACCGGUCCCCCAAUCGAGAUCGGUAAUUCUUAUCACUCAGCCGAGCGACAGUUGAGAGGUCUUGAACGCAGAUUAAACGCCGAUGAGAGAAUAGCGACGGAAUACCGCGCCUUUAUGGAGGAGUACGAGCGACUCGGGCAUAUGAAGCGUGUACCGCAUGACGCAGACACGUUGUCUCAACACGUUUACAUUCCGCAUCACCCCGUGAUUCGCGAAAGUAGCACCACCACUCGGUUACGGGUCGUUUUUAAUGCGUCGAAUCCGACGAGCAACGGCACGUCGCUGAAUGACCACUUGCUAACCGGGCAAAAGUUGCAGACCGAAUUAGCUGCAAUUCUACUAAGAUGGAUGCUACCUCAAUACGUGUACUCCGCCGACAUUACAAAAAUGUAUCGUCAAAUCGAAAUUGAUCUUCGUGACGUCAACUAUCAGCAAAUCCUAUGGUUCGAUCGCGAAUCUCGAACCAUCAUCGCGUUCAUUCUGUUAGUCCUAACGUACGGAACGGUUAACGCUCCUCAUGAUGCGCUUCGCGUUCUGGAACAACUAGUUCGGGACGAGGGAAGCUCAUUUCCGUUGGCGGUUCCG